AGUUCAGGUAGGGAGCAGAAAGAGUGGUAGAUGGAGCAGGGGAAGAGGAUCAGAGUAGCACUCAGACACAUUGUGUGACACUUACUUUGUGGCAUGCCAGCUAAAAAGGUUGGUACCCACUGAACUGGCAUAGCACAUGGCAGGUUCAUAGGAAAUCAUUGAGGAAUUGGGCAGUGGAAAUGAAAAAUACAUUUUUGAAAGGUGUCUAAAUAGUUCUGAAGAUCUGGCCUUUAGGUUUAUAAGCGCCCAAUAAGAUAUUUAGAAGUGCUCAAGCGAUAUAGGCAGCUGACUCCGAUUGAUGCAGCAUUGAUCCAGCUCAUGCCUUUGACAGACCUUUGAGAAUACAGUUCUAAAUCCUUUUUGAAAUGGAAUUUAGGAGUUUAAAUCUCAUUGACUGCCAGGGACACUUCAACUUCUAAAACUCUAAUAUUAGAUUCUGAAAGUAUCAUCCCAGGAGUUCUUGCUCCCUGUCAAUGUUCUGAAUCCUGGACAAACUUAGUUCACUGGAAAUGUAUAGCCAUACUGCUUUGUUUAAGAAGGCAGAGGAGCUGUUGGCAAAGAGGAUAAAAGAUGGAGACCCCCUGGCAUAUUUCCUAAAAGGGCAGCUGUACUUUGAAGAGGGAUGGUAUGCCGAUGCAUUCAUACAAUUUGAAAAAAUCAAAGACACAGAUUUUCAAGCUAUGUAUCAACUUGGUGUGAUGCAUUAUGAUGGACUGGGGACCAAAGAAGACCCUGAAAAGGGAGUGGAAUAUAUGGAGAAAAUCAUCAACUCUACCUCCCCCAAAGCAAGGCACUUAAAAUAUGCUGCUGCAUACAAUCUUGGUAGAGCAUAUUUUGAAGGAUAUGGUGUUAAGCAUUCAGCAGAAGAGGCAGAAAGACUUUGGCUUAUUGCUGCAGACCAUGGGAAUCCAAAAGCAAGUGUAAAGGCUCAGAGUACCCUUGGAAUGCUUUAUUCUACAACAAACCCAAAAGAUCUGAAAAAGGCAUUUUUCUGGCAUUCAGAAGCUUGUGGCAAUGGAAGUCUGGAGUCACAGGGUGCACUUGGCGUUAUGUAUCUUCAUGGACAAGGCAUACAUCAAAAUUCAAAGGCUGCUUUGGAGUGCCUGAAGGAAGCAGCAGAACGUGGCAAUGUCUAUGCUCAAGGCCAUCUUGUUGAAUAUUACUACAAAAGAAAAAUGUAUGCUACAGCUGCCACAUCAGCCAAAAGGGUUGCAGAAAACGAUAACAUCGAUCUGUUAGCAAAGAUAACAGAUUGCCUUCCUGUAUACAUAGCCAAAGGCGUUGCUAUGGCUACUUUCUACUUUGCUAGAUGUCUCCAGUAUGGCCUAGGCAUGCAACAAGAUCAAGCUGCAGCUAAAAAAUAUUAUUCUAGGGCAUGCCUUCUGGAUCCUGAUACAGUUUCUGACCUUGAAUUGGCAGCUAAUCAUGGAAAAAUUUAAAAUAUUUCAUUUUUAAGCAAAUUCCAAUCCAGUUGCUUCCAAUGUUGUGUAAAAUUUCAGGUAGUAAGCCAUCUUCAGUCUUCAGCAGCCGGUGGAUAAUCAACUGUUUCUUUGUUUCUUACCCAUCUGAAAUCAUGAUAAUUGUGCACAGUGUUUGGUGCUUAGAACGAAGUACAUUUUGCUGACGUUGAUUUGUUUUUCAACAGCUCUAACUUAGCUUAGUUGAGGAAAAUUAUUCUUUUAUUUCAUUGUAAGAAAGUUUACUAUAUGCUCUAGAUAUUUUGCUGACACAGCUUGCCAGCGUUUCCUAAAUUAAAACUGCUGUGCAUAGUCCUCAAGGCCAACUACAGUCAACUUAGAGUAACUGUAAAUGGCAGGUUCAUUUACUUACAAAUUCUAAAAAUGCAGCAUCAGCAAAAUCUUGAACUGUCUGAAUACUUGCACUUAAAUAAAAGGUCCCCUUUUCUCAUAGUCUGUUCACAAGCCAUAAUCAUAUUUUUAAAUCCAGUAUUGACUAGUAAUCAAUAAUUGAAGAUGCAUGCUUUCCUUUCCACUCAUCUUUUUGCUAGGUACUUUACCACAUCUAGGCCUUCAGUUUCUCCUGGGAGAGUCACUGCUUUCUACUUAGAAGCCACGAGUAGUGUUCAGAUAUUCAGGAUUUCUGUUCCAGAGCAAAAAUGGCUGCUUCCAGAGAAGAAAUUACCCUGAAACAACCAGAAUGAAGUGGCUCCCAAGAGAUUUUCUCCUGAGAGAGCAAACUUCUGCAAAUGUAUCUUCUGAGAGAAGCUGCAGCAGUCUUCCAGCAUCCCAGUGUGCUUUGCUCCCAGCCUCCCCUACAGGUCCAGAGAUACAGUGUGUUACAUGGCUUGGACUCUACUGCUCCAGUUGAGCAGGGAGCCCCUUCAUAACCCCCUCAUUGCAUUGCAGGAAGACAGCCUGCAAGGCAGUCUGGCUCAGCCAAUCAGGGCUGUCCUGUGCACAGCUCUCUGUCACCAGACAGAUUGGGCUGCCUGCAGAGCAUGCUCAGAUGCGUACACACAGGCUCCUUGCCUGCACCGUGGCUUGGCAUUCGAGCAUCUGGUCAUAGGUCUCUGGGUAAGUUUUUUGUGAGGAAUACAAACCUGGGAGAAUUUUCCCAGAUCAUUUGAACAUAUGCAUGCGGUCUGUGCCUCUGAAAUGCAGCCAAACUUCCUAGCAGAUUACAGUUAGGUGGUAGCUGUACAGGGUUGGGAACUGGCAUGCGUGGCAGAUGCUUUGCUUACAGUUUAAAUCAUGGUAGCCUUUGGUAACGGAAAAUCCAAUUUAUAGAAAUUAAUUAUAGAAAAAAAACCCCUCUAUGCUAGUGUACAGAUUCCUGCACCAUAAUUCCUUAAUUCUUAUCCAUGCUGCAAGUUCAGUUUUUCUUACUGACAUAUCAUCAAGCUCUUGGCCCAAGAGAGAAUAGGUUGAAUACAUAGCUAAGGAGCAGAAUUAUACUCAGUCUCCUAGCAUGAGA
Messenger RNA from Gavialis gangeticus (Gharial), 2934 nucleotides. It is a transcript of the gene LRP2BP, whose product is annotated as LRP2 binding protein. The record is from RefSeq and is a predicted model, not a curated record. NCBI's taxonomy places the organism in Eukaryota, Metazoa, Chordata, Crocodylia, Gavialidae. Gene Ontology annotation, molecular function: protein binding. The transcript is spliced from 8 exons. Bases 510 to 1439 code for a protein of 309 amino acids.